AGAUCAACUACAUUGGGGAUGACUAGUCUGACUACUACUCCCCAAAGGUGAUGCCACAGAAUCAAAAUUCUUUUAUGGGAUUUCUGUUCAUUUUUAAACUUAAAAUCCUUACCCUAAAAUUGGAAAUCUAGAAUCAAAAUGUCGACGAUCUCCUUCGUCGCUCUUCAAUGUUACGAGUGUUCAACGAUGCAAGUGAAGCAGAAGAAGAAGAGCAGUAACAAAUGGAAUUGUGUCGUUUGCAAUGAAAAACAAUCAGUUCGUAAGGUUUUUUAUGAAGCAAUUCUUGCUAAAGAUGUUAGAUUAUUUGUUCAGGAUUUCAAUAUGUCUAGGCAAUUUGAUGACCAGAACAAUAAACAAACCCUAAUUGAAGCGGCUAUUGGUAAUUAUGAUAAUCAGAGUUCUCAGAAUAAUGGUAAUGGAUGCUUGGCGAAGAGAAGGAACGACUGGAGUGAGUAUUUGGAGCCUGAAAUCGAAAGCAAUAGUCAAGAUGGUCAAGAGAAAGGAUGUGAGCUAGAGCCUGAGUUUGUGACAGAGUUGCCGAAAGAGAUCUUUAAGAGGCCUAAACUGAAGAACCACUCACUUGGAUUGAGAAGAUCUGGAGCAGUCAAGUCUUCCAAUCCUGUUUCAUCAUCGGAAAAGACAGGCAUUCCUAUCAGCACCAAAGGUUCCACGAGGCUACGCAGCAAUGAAGUCACUUAUAAGGAUAUUUUCGAAAAGAAUGUUAUUAAGCCAAAGAUGACAUUUCAGACAGAAACAACCAAUCUGCGUAGCAACGAAGCCACUUACAACGAAAUUUUUGAAAAGAAUAUUAACAAGCCAGAGAUGACAUAUCAGGCAGAAUCAAUCAAAGGAACAUCAAAAUGGGCUGAAUACUUAACCGAGGAAGACGAAGACAAUGACUACUUGUUUAAAGGCAGGGAUGAAACCUCAACUGAAAAUCCUUUCCAGAAUCGGAGAGAAAAUCUCUUCGAAAUGCAAUUUAAUGAUCAGAAGGUGGAAGAAGAUUUACACCCGGACUUCCUUUGAGGUUCCUGUCCAUCCAGUAUUAUUGAAAGACAAGAAAUAGAAUGUAAAAUGCAGUGGGAUUUUCGUCUGAAAAUGUUGGUUUUAUAUGUUGCAACCAUUUUCAGUGAAAUUUUAUCUCAGUAAUUUGUGCAUAUAUGAGUUAGUACCCCAUUCAAGAUAAAUUCUUGUUCACA
Papaver somniferum (opium poppy) is the source of this 1199-nucleotide messenger RNA. RefSeq lists its product as uncharacterized. Gene Ontology annotation, cellular component: nucleus. Gene Ontology annotation, biological process: mitotic G2 DNA damage checkpoint signaling. Gene Ontology annotation, molecular function: chromatin binding. The record is from RefSeq and is a predicted model, not a curated record. The transcript has 3 exons. Lineage: Eukaryota; Viridiplantae; Streptophyta; Magnoliopsida; Ranunculales; Papaveraceae. Bases 139 to 1026 code for a protein of 295 amino acids.